UUUGUUUUGACACAUGAACCAUCUGUCAAAGGAGCUAAUCUGUCAAAUUAUCUCUUGAAGCAGGAAAAAUUGUGCAAUAACCAAAAUCCAAUUUGAAAUAUCCUUCCAAUCAUCACAAUUACCUGUGUUUCCUAGGUGUCGAUAAGUAGAUACGUUUCUUCCAAUUCACCCUUAAUCGUUGUAAGGAAAUCAACAAGUUCAAACAGAAGCAAAAUGUUUCUCAAACAAGCCAUUCGAUUGCUUCAUACAACACGACCGGUGUUUGCAGGUGCCGAAAAGAGUUCCCUAGCAACGUUACGUAAAAAGACUGGUUACACCUUUGCCAAUUGCAAAAAAGCUCUCGAAAUGCACAAUAAUGACUUGUCUAUGGCAGAGAAAUGGCUUCACGAACAGGCACAAAGCAUGGGUUGGUCCAAGGCCACAAAACUAGAAGGUCGUGCAACUGCUCAAGGUCUUGUUGGUGUCUUGAUCAGGGGCAACGUUGGAGCCAUGGUGGAGGUUAACUGUGAGACAGAUUUCGUUGCUCGAAAUGAUCAUUUUAAGAAAUUCGUUGACCAUGCCUCGAGAGUAUGUGCCAAAUACACCGAAAUGACCGAAUUCGAUGGUGAUUUAUGGAAGCUUGGUUUUGAAGCAGAUGCUUUGAAAAACCUCAAAGCCGAAGAUGGCAAAAGUCUCGGCGAUCAUUUGGCUCUGCUUAUCGGAACAGUCGGAGAGAAUGCCUCCAUUCGGCGAGCUAUCUGUUUCAAAACUAACAAUUUCUUGAAACUUUCCGGCUACACACAUCCAACAUCUACAUCGAUUGCCCCAUCAGAUGUUACUCAAGUAGGAAAAUACGGUACAAUUGUAGCAUUUAGAGGAGACUCAAUGGACGUGGAGUUGCAAAAGAACCUGUGUCAGCAUAUAGUUGGAAUGAAUCCGAAAAAAAUUGGAGAAGAACACAAGGACAAGCCAGUUGAAAAUAAAGACGAUGAAACUUGUCUGAUCUUCCAGGAGUUUUUGGUUGAUUCGGAUAAAGUUGUUGGUGAUGUGUUGAAGGAAAACAAUUGUGACAUUAUUGAUUAUCAACGAUUUGAAUGUGGCGAAGAAGCAAAGAGUCAGCUGGCUGAGGAGGCACAAAUGUCCAAUUGAUUGAUGAGUUGUUGAGGUGUUGUCGAAGUUAAUAAACAAAUUUAAUGUUAAAAGUCA
Eupeodes corollae is the source of this 1185-nucleotide messenger RNA. It is a transcript of the gene mEFTs, whose product is annotated as elongation factor Ts, mitochondrial. Lineage: Eukaryota; Metazoa; Arthropoda; Insecta; Diptera; Syrphidae. The coding region runs from base 214 to 1128 and encodes 304 amino acids. Gene Ontology annotation, molecular function: protein binding; translation elongation factor activity. The record is from RefSeq and is a predicted model, not a curated record. The transcript is spliced from 4 exons. Gene Ontology annotation, cellular component: mitochondrial matrix. Gene Ontology annotation, biological process: mitochondrial translational elongation.